GAAAUCUGGAUAUGGUCAUUCAGUUAUUUAUCUUUUAAAGAACGACAGUACAAUUCUACCAGUAUUCAGAAUUAAUUACCUGAACACAAAUAGCUUCUCAUCCGAUGAGAUCGUGAGCUGUUGAUCAACAUAUCCGUCAGCAAUUCUGCGUUCACAUUUGUGAGGCAGGACAAGUAAGCAGAAUUAUUAUGUGUGACUAUGGAAGGAGACCUGGGUCUCAUGACUGGCCGCGGUCAGAGAGAAAGGAAAAGAUCCUACAAAGAUUUCCUGAGAGAGGAAGUAGAGGACGACGAGGACCUCGUUCAGGAAGAAGAGCAACUUGUCAUCGGCAACCUCAAAGCCAGGAAGUCGCACAAAAAGAGGAGACGUUUAGGUGAUUGUCCCCACAGAUGGGCCAGUGGCAGUGAGGGACCGGACCUGUACGGGAUGGAGUCACCCGUCUCCAGUCCCUGGUAUCAGACCUGUGAGUCGCCGGAUGAGUGGACAACAGAGAGGAGUGAUGAGACCGGGGAGGAUAUCACCGUGCCGAGCUCGGAGGGCUCCACAGCCAGUUCCAGUCACACCGACCCUGCCGUGGACUCGCCCGUUCCGGAAGGACCCGAGGUGGACCCGGUCAGUGCUGCCGCCCACCUUCAGCUGCUGGGGGAGUCCCUGUCCCACAUCGGUCUCCGGCUCCACGGAACCAAGGAGAUGAUGGCGGUGUCAGGCAGUCUGUCCGUGUUGCUGGACUCAAUGCUGUGUGCUCUCGUACCUUUGACCGGUCUCACCUCCCUGGUCCCGGAGCUUCGCAGCAGCCCGUCACACUCGCACACACUGGCCAAGACUCUGGACAACAUUGCCUAUAUAAUGCCAGGGUUGUGAAGUCGAAUGGGUACUUGGGAAGACCGCUAACCAGGAAGUUCUCCCAUUUUGAAAGGGUUCCGUAGAAGGUAUUGGGGGGAAAAAGCCAUACUGUAUGUUUGAAAGAGAAGUUGCUUAAGGAAUGGCCCAAACUGCACUGAGUAAAAGACUGUUACAUACAUUUAUCUGGGUUCAUAUUGAAUUCAACAGAUGAACAAUUUGUUAGUUUUUCAGUGUGUUUUUUAUCAGUUAAACCUUGUUUCUGUGUGUGCUCUCCUUUCCCAUUUUGUCUUUCUUGACUUAUUGUUACUCAUUAAAUACUUGGCAUAUUUGGUCAA
Molecule: messenger RNA, 1178 nt
Organism: Esox lucius (northern pike)
Lineage: Eukaryota; Metazoa; Chordata; Actinopteri; Esociformes; Esocidae
Product: HMG box-containing protein 4
Exons: 6
Coding region: 199-861 (220 amino acids)
Source: RefSeq, a predicted model, not a curated record